Molecule: messenger RNA, 1071 nt
Organism: Larimichthys crocea (large yellow croaker)
Lineage: Eukaryota; Metazoa; Chordata; Actinopteri; Sciaenidae
Gene: gsta.1
Product: glutathione S-transferase, alpha tandem duplicate 1
Exons: 7
Coding region: 174-848 (224 amino acids)
Biological process (GO): glutathione metabolic process
Molecular function (GO): glutathione transferase activity
Source: RefSeq, a predicted model, not a curated record
UUUUCUGCCUUGCACUUUCUCCUUUCCCAUUUUUUUUUUUUUUUGUCGACGCCACAGAGUUAUAUAACAAAGUUCAUUUGUGCUUCCUACUUCACUCUGAUUUCUGCACGACAGCCUGACAGCUGCAGAAGCAACUUAAGAUCCGCCGUUAAAUUUUCAAAAACACCAUCACCAUGGCUGAAAAAGUCGUUUUGCACUACCUUAAUGGGAGAGGGAGAAUGGAGUCAAUCCGCUGGCUUUUGGCAGUCGCAGAAGUUGAGUUUGAUGAAGUGUUUCUGGAAACUCAUGAGCAGUAUGAGAAACUCAUAAGUGAUGGAGCUCUCAUGUUUCAACAAGUUCCCAUGGUGGAAAUCGAUGGCAUGAAGUUGAUUCAGACAAAGGCAAUCUUAAAUUACAUCGCAGAGAAGUACAACCUUCAUGGGAAGGAUAUCAAAGACCGUGCCAUGAUUAACAUGUACUCAGAGGGAGUGAUGGACCUCAUGGAGAUGAUCAUGAUGUUAAUCUUCAGCCCAGAUCCAAAACCAAAACUGGACAAUAUCGAGAGUAAAGCAAAGGAGCGCUACCUUCCAGUGUUUGAAAAGGCUCUGUCUGGGCCCAUCUACCUGGUGGGAGGUAAACUAAGCCGUGCAGAUGUGCAGCUACUUGAAUGUACCCUGAUGCUGGAGGAGAAAUUCCCUGGAAUCCUCGCCGACUUUCCCAACGUUAAGUCUUUCCAGGGCAGGAUGACCAGAGUUCCCGCCAUCAGCGAGUUCCUGCAGCCAGGUAGCAAGAGGAAGCAGCAGCCUGAUGAAAAGUACAAGAAGUCCAUCAUGGAGGUGUUCCAAAUCAAAUUGCCUUUAAUACUGUGAUACUGAGAUCUGAUACAUUCCUUGCCAACAGUUGUGUGAAUGAUUCACUAUGCAAGCGCAGCCUGUGCAGCAUGUAGGUCGCUUAUACUUGCUGAGAUGACUAACACUGCACAAAAUAACACCCAUUUAGCAUUAAAUAAAUCUGUGUAAUUUUUCAUAACGCUGUAUGGGUGCUUUAAUGUGAAAGUUCUGAAUAAAGGGUUUAUUUUUUAGGAACAACUGA